GCUAAACGUAGUUAUGUUGGUAUAAGCUUAAGAUAGAAUAAUAAAAUAAAAAGACAAGGGAUGUUCGAAUUCGUUUGAAAUUCAGGAUAAAUUUAAUUUUGCAUCAAUGCAAAAUCAAAACUCAAAUCAUGUCGAAACAAAUAAAGAAGACAUAUGGUAUAAAAUUUCCGAGACCUAAGUUUGGAUUUAUGUUCAAUGUGGAAAAAGGAUUAAAUAAACUAAAAAGUCAUAAACAGAAGUCGGUCAAGACAGCAUACUUGUUAGCCAUUUUCUUAGGUCCAUUCGGAGCGCAUCAUUUUUAUCUAAACCGAUGGUUUAUGGGAGUUGUGUAUCUGUUGACAUUCGGGAUCUUUGGAGUAGGAUGGAUAAUAGAUUUGUUCCGAAUACGCUCUUUGGUAGAGGAGGAGAAUGAUGCAUGUGAGGAUGAUAAGUAUAAGACGGAGAAGACAGUGUUGGAUUCGUAUCUUGUUUGGUUUCCUUUCGGGAUAAUAGGUUGGCAUCACUUUUACCUGAAGAACUUCUCGUUAGCAUUGCUAUAUCUUUUAACAUUUGGAGUGUACGGUAUAGGCUGGGUUUUGGAUGGAUUUUUCAUGCCAUCUUUAGUAGAACAAAGCAACACAAAGGAAAGAUUCUCAACUGAUCUAGAAAUUCUUAAAACAUACUUAAUUGCUGCCUCGCCCUUCGGAAUUCUCGGUGCUCAUCAGUAUUACAGUGGGAGAAUUUUAUGGGGAUUGUCAUACACGUUCACAUUAGGAGGUUUGGGCAUUUGGUGGCUUUUUGAUUUGUUUAGAAUUUCCGCCCUUGUUCACAGGCGGAAACAAUGGAAAGUUGGAGUUAAUCUUAACAAAAUAUACGCAGACGAUGUGUACCUGAUCUGGAUAUGGUUUGGAAUAUUGGGAGGACAUCAUUUUUACCUCCGACGAUAUAAAGCAGGGUUUUUAUAUCUAUUUACAUUAGGCUGUUUUGGCAUUGGGUGGCUGGUAGAUCUCGUUCGAAUCCCAUGGAUUGUGCGUGAUUAUAACUUGGACCAUGUUGAACAGGACGAAAUUACAUUCAGCGAUGCCUUUAUGGAGUCUUUGUCUGAUUUUGACCGUCAGGAAUUACAACGUGCUAUAAGGCGCGCACGAUAUAGUGGAGAUGAUAAUUCUGUCUUCGAAAACGAUGACGGAGAUGAGAUUGAAGUAAGUGGUUAUGAGUUUUCCGGAUUAAAUUCUUCUUUAAAUAGUUCACAACGACCAAAAUUUGACGUAGGCUCAAGAAGAGAGUCAACCAUUGAAGAUGAUGAUAAAAACGUAGCUAUGGUAACAACAGUGGCAAUUAUCUCUAGCCCUGAUGAGUCUGUUGCAGCAUCUGCAAAAACUGACAAGUCACAAAAACGAACGACAGAUAAUAACGAGUCCUUUGGUAAAGGCAAAAAGUCAAAAUCUCAGGGCGAGAAAGAGAAAACGGUAAUAUUAAACCCUGCUUUAUUUAGUGCUUUACAUAAUAUUAUUGAGAAUGGGAACCAUCCGUUAAAUGCAUCUAUAAAUCGUUCAAAAAGUAUUCCAGCAAGAUUUUGCAAUGAAAGCAACUUAAAAAGAUAUUCUAACAAUAUGCUAGAAAGACAACCAUCAGAGCAUAAGUUUCAAAUAAACGAAACCAAUCACAUCGAGACAAAUACAAAUCAUAACUGUCAUAGUGCAAAUGAAAUUAUUAAAAACGAUAUGGAAGCUACAGACCUUCAUACAAAUAAUGGAAGAAAGCUAGGAAAAUCUGCGAGUUCACAAUCCUUCACAUCUACAGCUGUUCUCAAUCGUGUGAAAUCUGAUGCAGGUGAAGAGGAUGCUGCAGCUAAGCGGAAGCGGAAGCUGCUCAUGCGAUCCAACACGCAAGUAGCUGGAUUAUUGUGGUAUGAUCCACAUGACGCUGCACAAAAUGUUAAACCAAAUCGUAGAGCUAGUGAGAGUGAAAUAAAUAGUAAUUCAUUAAAUAGUAAUGAUUCAAUUUCAACACUUCCUAGAGUAACGAAAAUUCCUAUACGUGCGGUAAAAAGGGCAGGCAUGAAAAGAGAGAAUUCUCUUCCAAUAAUGUCGUCUGCGCAAACGCAAACUUUCUCAAGAAUUGACGAGGAAUCAGACAUUGAAACAAAUGUUCAAAAAGCAAAAAAUAUACUUCCAAAUGGUAGGAAAAAGUGUCACAGCAUCUCCGAGGAGAUUGUUCAUAUUGUAUCGUCUGCUUCGUUAGUCAAUGUUUUUGAUGACGUAGAAGAAAUUCCAACAGGUCCAGAUACGUCAAAUAAAUCGUCAUCUAACAUAUUAAUAGCAGGUAAAGAUACAGGUAUCGGACUUCAUAAUGCCAUUUCUGAAAGUAGACCAAUUACUAAACGAUCGAUGAGUUUCCCUAGUCGACAAAUAUCAUUUAAUGAAGACACGUCUUAUCAAAAUGGCAAAGUGCUUAUUAUUGAUGACGGAGAACAUUUUGACAAUUCCAAGUCGUUAAGACGUUCGUCCACACAAUCUGGGAUAAAAGAGUUGGCACCUGAAGAAAAUACAAAACUUAAGAAGAGGAGAAAAUCAUUUAUUCCGAAGCUAACUAAAUCUAAGUCAGAUGCCCAUACACCGGUGAUGAAGCUUGAUGUACCGAAUGACGAUGAGACCACACACGAAGCAUGGUCAUCAAGUGAUACCAAUAAAGCAGGAUUUCUUACAAUAAAAUGAGUUUACC
Messenger RNA from Mytilus trossulus (common blue mussel), 2703 nucleotides. RefSeq lists its product as uncharacterized. The transcript is spliced from 3 exons. The record is from RefSeq and is a predicted model, not a curated record. Bases 129 to 2696 code for a protein of 855 amino acids. NCBI's taxonomy places the organism in Eukaryota, Metazoa, Mollusca, Bivalvia, Mytilida, Mytilidae.